AUGUCUGAAGAAUCACAAUCUGCAUUCUCAGCUUCCAACAGCAAAGUUGAGAGAGAGGAAGACUUCAAAGCUUACGCUGAUGAGGAUGGUCAACCCAUGGUUGAGAUUCCCAAAAAACCAGCUUCUGCUUAUACCCUCAUCUUUAUCCUCUGCUUAUUCAUCGCUUUCGGGGGGUUCGUUUUCGGUUGGGAUACUGGUACUAUUUCCGGUUUUGUUGCUGAGGAAGACUUCAUCAAAAGAUUGGGUCAAAGACGUGCCAAUAACACUUACUACCUAUCCAAGGUCAGAACUGGUCUAAUUGUUUCUAUAUUUAACAUUGGUUGUGCUAUUGGCGGUGUCGUCUUAUCCAAGUUUGGAGAUAUGUAUGGACGUAAGAUCGGUUUAAUUAUUGUCAUCGUUGUUUAUAUUGUCGGUAUCGUGAUUCAAAUUGCUACUAUUGACAAGUGGUACCAAUACUUCAUCGGUAGAAUUGUUUCCGGUCUGGGUGUCGGUGGUAUUGCGGUAUUGUCUCCUAUGUUGAUUUCCGAAGUUUCUCCAAAACAUAUGAGAGGUACAUUGGUCUCUUGCUACCAGUUAAUGGUGACUUGCGGUAUCUUCUUGGGUUAUUGUACCAACUACGGUACAAAAAACUACCCCAACUCUGUACAAUGGAGAGUUCCACUAGGUCUAUGUUUUGCUUGGGCUCUAUUCAUGAUAGGUGGUAUGCUGUGUGUUCCAGAAUCUCCACGGUACUUAGUUGAAGUCGGCAAAUUUGAAGAAGCUAGAAGAUCCAUUGCCAUCUCUAACAAACUUACACCAGAAGAUCCGGCAGUCACUUUCGAGUUAGAAAAUGUUCAAGCAGGUGUUGAAGCAGAAAGAUUAGCUGGUUCUGCUUCCUGGGGUGAAUUGUUCUCUACCAAGACGAAGGUCUUACAACGUUUGAUUAUGGGCAUCAUGCUUCAAUGUUUGCAACAAUUGACAGGUGACAACUACUUCUUCUACUAUGGUACUACUGUUUUCAAGGCUGUUGGCUUGGAAGAUUCUUUCCAAACUUCAAUUGUUAUUGGUAUCGUUAACUUUGCAUCCACAUUCGUAGCUUUGUACGUUGUUGACCGCUUCGGUCGUCGUAAAUGUCUCUUGUGGGGAGCCGCUAGCAUGACUGCUUGUAUGGUUGUCUUUGCAUCAGUUGGUGUCACCAGAUUAUAUCCAAACGGUAUGGACCAACCAUCCUCCAAGGGUGCUGGUAACUGUAUGAUUGUUUUCACCUGUUUCUACAUUUUCUGUUUCGCAACAACUUGGGCACCAACUCCAUGGGUCAUCAACUCCGAAACAUUCCCAUUGAGGGUUAAAGCCAAGUGUAUGGCAAUAUGUCAAGCCGCUAACUGGAUCUGGGGUUUCUUAAUUGCCUUCUUCACUCCGUUCAUCACGGGUGCUAUCAAUUUCUACUAUGGUUACGUCUUCAUGGGCUGCCUAUGUUUCUCCUACUUCUACGUUUUCUUUUUUAUUCCAGAAACAAAAGGCUUAACAUUGGAGGAAGUCAACACUAUGUGGGAAGAAGGCGUCUUGCCAUGGAAGUCUCCAGAUUGGAUUCCACCAUCAAAGAGAGACGCCACCUAUGAUGCUGAUGCCAUGAUGCACGAUGAUAAGCCAUGGUACCGGAGAAUGUGGUAA
Molecule: messenger RNA, 1650 nt
Organism: Nakaseomyces glabratus
Lineage: Eukaryota; Fungi; Ascomycota; Saccharomycetes; Saccharomycetales; Saccharomycetaceae
Product: sugar porter family MFS transporter
Biological process (GO): carbohydrate transport; transmembrane transport
Cellular component (GO): plasma membrane
Molecular function (GO): carbohydrate:proton symporter activity
Source: RefSeq, a predicted model, not a curated record